This is a messenger RNA of Equus quagga, 600 nucleotides long. RefSeq names its product RD3 like (gene RD3L). NCBI's taxonomy places the organism in Eukaryota, Metazoa, Chordata, Mammalia, Perissodactyla, Equidae. The record is from RefSeq and is a predicted model, not a curated record. The coding region runs from base 1 to 600 and encodes 199 amino acids. The transcript is spliced from 2 exons.
AUGCCACUUUUCAGCUGGAUGAAAUGGCCAAAAUACGAUUCCUACAAACCCACACACUAUCCUGGCUCAGAUGUAGUAACAAAGACUCUACUUCGAGAAUUGAAGUGGCAUCUAAAGGAGCGAGAGAGAUUAAUACAAGAGAUUGAAAAUGAACAAAAAGUGAAAAAAACAAGUGUGGAUUACAACUGGCUGAGAAACCACCAGAAUCCCCACAUGACCAUCCCAGCUUCUGAACAAAGACAACUUGAAGCUCUUUGCUCACAAGUUCAGCCUUGUCAAACUGGAACCAUUCUCAGCAGAUUUCGAGAAGUUUUGGCAGAAAAUGAUGUACUGCCAUGGGAAAUAGUCUACAUCUUCAAGCAAGUUCUGAAAGACUUCCUAAGCAGUACGGACAAAGGCGGGCAGCAGCAAGAGGGCUUGGAAGAGCCUCGGAGCACAGCCUGCGCGGCUCGUUCUCCGACCCCAGGUGAAAGCCCCAAGAGUCCAGACAAAGAGGAAAUACCCACUAUUUCAAGUUACGUAGACAAAAACACAAAGAACAGGUUCCCGACGUUCUCACACAGAAUAUGGAACCUACCAUACUAUUACCCAUCAAGUUAA